GAAGUGCAGCCGUAAAGUUCAGCGUGAAAAAAGUCAGAAUCUUUAAUUCUGCUUAAAUUUCUUGCAAAAAUGGGUUUCGGAGACUAUCCAGCAGAAUAUAAUCCAAAGGUUCAUGGUGUUUAUGAUCCAGCACGCUUCUAUGGCAAACCUGACACUCCAUUGAGCCAGGUCAAAGUUAGCGAAUUAGGAUCAUGGUUCGGAAGACGUAAUAAAUCACCAAGUGCUGUUGCUGCUGCUUGCUCACGAGCAUGGUGGAGAUGGCAACACAAGUAUAUGCAGCCAAAACGCAGUACAAUGGCUCCAUAUUUCCAACUUGUUGUUGGAUCUAUGAUUUUCUUCUAUGCCAUUAAUUACGGAAAGAUGAAGGCUCACAGAAACUACAAAUACCAUUAAACAAGACUUUCCAAAUUCUUCAACGUUUGCAAAGCAUACAGCUCUUGAUGAUACUUUAAAAAUCAAUGAAAUUUCAACAAAAAUCCAUUAAA
Messenger RNA from Chironomus riparius, 485 nucleotides. The record is from the annotation of a GenBank genome assembly. Lineage: Eukaryota; Metazoa; Arthropoda; Insecta; Diptera; Chironomidae.